CCAAUGCCAACCACAGUAUGGAUGCAGGAAGUGAAAAUGCUGGGAGCCCACGUGAAGCGUCAGUUGAAGGAUGCGGCCAUCAUACUUUGUGGCGGAGGGCUCCUAUUUUCCUCUUACCUUACCGUCAAAGGUGACGAGCGUUUCUACGCAGAACGAUUAUUGCCAACGUUGCAGAGGAUAAUAUCCCCCGAGCAGGCACACACUUUGUCUAUAAGGUUUGCAGCACUGGGGCUGCUCCCAAGGUGCACACAGCCCAAGUCACGAAGUCUGGAGGUGAAUGUUUUAGGUUGCAGGUUCAGGAACCCAGUGGGGUUAGCUGCCGGCUUUGACAAACACGCAGAGGCUGUUGACGGGCUCUUCAAAAUCGGCUUUGGCUUUGUAGAGAUCGGAAGUGUCACACCCAAUCCUCAGGAUGGGAAUCGACGAGUAUAGCCCAAAACCUAUAUUUUAACACAAAAAGUAAGGAGUCGUCUUAUACGCCGAUAUGGGUUUAACAGUCAUGGAAUAGAGGCUGUUCGCCAGAGACUCCUCAGUAGGACAGAGAAGCAGAAGAAACUCACAUCUGAGGGAAUGCCGCUUGGAAUAAAUCUUGGAAAAAACAAGACGUCAGAAGAUGCAGCUGCGGAUUACACAAAAGGAGUGCGAGAACUGGGCCCUCUUGCUGAUUAUCUUGUCAUCAAUGUAUCCAGUCCCAAUACUCCCGGUCUUAGGGACCUUCAAGGCAAAGAACAACUGCACCACCUGCUGGCCAAGGUGGUGAGUGCUCGGAAUGCCUUGCCCCCUGACCACAGGCCGGCGUUACUGGUGAAGAUCGCACCAGAUCUUUCUCUGCGUGAUAAGCAAGACAUUGCCAGUGUUGUUACAGAGCUAGGUAUUGACGGUUUGAUUGUCGCCAACACUACAGUCAGUCGCCCCAGUACCCUCAAGGACCCCCAGAGUUGCGAGGUGGGCGGGCUGAGUGGAGUUCCACUUCGAGACAUGGCAACGGAGACAGUGAGAGAGAUGUACGCACUGACUUCAGGCAAGGUCCCCAUUAUUGGAGUAGGAGGUAUCAGUUGUGGGUUGGAUGCUCUUCAGAAGAUCCGUGCAGGUGCUUCUCUGGUCCAGCUGUACACUGCCCUCACAUACCAAGGACCCCCUGUUGUAGGAAAAGUGGCACGGGAACUGGAGCAAUUGCUUAUUGAGCAAGGAUUUUCCAGUGUCUCAGAUGCCGUGGGUGCUGACUUUAGGACAAUUGCUCAUGAUGCAUCAGUUAAAUCAUAAGAAAAACGUAUUAUGAUAAGUAUAGUGAUCAAUACGGCAGUCCUAUUAUUUAAAGAAACACUGC
Molecule: messenger RNA, 1327 nt
Organism: Nanorana parkeri
Lineage: Eukaryota; Metazoa; Chordata; Amphibia; Anura; Dicroglossidae
Gene: DHODH
Product: dihydroorotate dehydrogenase (quinone)
Exons: 9
Biological process (GO): pyrimidine ribonucleotide biosynthetic process; 'de novo' pyrimidine nucleobase biosynthetic process
Cellular component (GO): mitochondrial inner membrane; cytoplasm
Molecular function (GO): dihydroorotate dehydrogenase activity
Source: RefSeq, a predicted model, not a curated record